Molecule: messenger RNA, 4089 nt
Organism: Phlebotomus argentipes
Lineage: Eukaryota; Metazoa; Arthropoda; Insecta; Diptera; Psychodidae
Gene: Hrs
Product: hepatocyte growth factor-regulated tyrosine kinase substrate
Exons: 6
Coding region: 93-2291 (732 amino acids)
Molecular function (GO): metal ion binding; phosphatidylinositol binding; ubiquitin binding
Source: RefSeq, a predicted model, not a curated record
AAAAAGUGGCAGCAAGUGUAUAUCGUAAAUAUCCUUAAAAGUACUCAUAUAUCCUUUUGUGUGAGUUAAUUUUGAGCUACAACCAAUUCAGGAUGUUCCGUUCAUCAAAUUUCGAGAAGCUUUUGGACAAUGCCACGAGCCACCUUCACCUGGAGCCGGACUGGCCGUCCAUCAUGAUGAUUUGCGACCAGAUCAGGCAAAAUGACAUUGCGCCCAAGCAAGCCAUCGCGUCUAUCAAGAAGAAGAUGCUGUCCCCGAAUCCGCACAGCGCCAUGUACGCCCUGAUUCUGCUGGAGAGCGUGGUGAAGAACUGCGGUGCCCCCGUGCACGAGGAGAUCAGCACCAAGGUGAAUUGCGAGAUGUUCACGAACCUCGUGAACAACACGCCUCACGAGAAUGUGCGCAACAAGAUGUUGGAAUUGAUCCAGUGUUGGGCUUAUGCUUUCCGGACGUCUCAGAAGUACAAGGCAGUGAAGGAUACUAUGACCAUCCUGAAGCUGGAGGGGCGACACACUUUUCCCGAGCUGAAGGAAGCCGACGCGAUGUUCACUUCUGACACUGCGCCUGAUUGGGCGGAUGGCGAUGUGUGUCAUCGCUGCCGCGUGACAUUCUCAUUUACGCUGCGCAAGCACCACUGUCGCAAUUGUGGGCAAGUGUUCUGCAACCAGUGCUCCUCCAAGACGUGCACACUGCCCAAGUUUGGGAUUGAGAAGGAGGUGAGAGUGUGCGAGGCGUGCUUCAUGCAGCAGCAGCAGAAGCCAGCGGGCGCCAAGCCGGCCGGUCGUCCGGCGGAGAGUGAUUUACCAGCUGAAUAUCUGGCCAGCUCGCUGGCGCAGCAGACGCAAACGCCGCCACGGAAGACGGACCAGGAGCUGCAGGAGGAGGAGGAAUUGCAAUUAGCACUGGCUCUCAGUCAGUCGGAGGCUGAGAGCAAGGUAAAGACGACUACAGCGGUGCGUCAGUACACCAAGAGCCCGAGUCCUGAGGCUCCAGUGAAGCACAAUCUGAGUCCCACUGAUGAUCCGCCGUCGGAUCCUGAGCUUUCGCGAUACCUCAAUCGCAACUACUGGGAGCAGAGACAGCCGGUGACUGAGUCUCCGGCCAGUCCGUCGGCGCCGAGCUCAGUGCAGAGCUUGCCGCCGGUGAAGGUGAGCGCCGAGGACACGGAAAUCGAUGACUUCUCCAACACGAUGAAGACACAGGUGGAGAUCUUCGUGAAUCGCAUGAAGUCCAACUCGAGUCGCGGCCGGAGCAUCUCCAAUGACAGUUCCGUGCAGACGCUCUUCAUGAACCUCACGUCCUUCCACUCGAAAUUGCUGGGCUACAUCAAGGAGAUGGACGACAAGAGGAUGUGGUAUGAACAACUGCAGGACAAGCUGGCGCAGGUGAAGGACUCUAGAGCGGCGCUCGAUGUGCUGCGACAGGAGCACCAGGAGAAGUUGCGACGCAUGGCGGAGGAGAUGGAACGCCAGCGGCAACUGCAGAUGGCGCACAAGCUGGAGAUUAUGCGGAAGAAGAAGCAGGAAUAUCUGCAGUAUCAGCGUCAGUUGGCACUGCAGCGCAUUCAAGAGCAGGAGCGUGAGAUGCAGCUGAGACAGGAGCAGCAGAAGGCGCAGUACAUGAUGGGGGCGCAGAGCUUCCCAUACAUGCCACAGAACGCCGCGCCAGCCAAUCAACACGGUUCCCCAAUUCAUCAGAUGGCUAAUCAGGGUGUCUAUCCGCCCUAUGGCUUCAAUCAGAUGCAGCGCUUUCCGCCUGGAGGCAAUCCAAUGUACGCGCCUGGACAGAAUCCUGUGCAGCAGAUGGUGAAGCCUCCGCAGCCCGGGCAACAGCCUCAGCAGCCCUUCAUGGCGCCCCCGCAAGCACCCAUGAUGAUGAUGAUGAAUCCCAACACACCCAUGCCGGGUCAACCCGGAAUUGACAUGACGAAAGGAGUGCCUGGUCAAAUGGUAGCGCCGCCGAUGAGUCAGGGAGGGGCUCCGCCGCCACCUCAUCAGGCCGCGGAGCAGCAAAUGCCACCGGCAAGUGGUGCUUUUCCACCUGGAAUGCAGCCACCGAAUCCACCACAGCAAGCGCUGCCGGGAAUGCCGAUGUCGGUGCCUCAACAGCCUCCGCAAUCCAGCAUGCCGCCGACUAUCAUGGCGCAGCAGCAUCCGCAGAUGAUUCCUCCAGGUCCUCCGCCGCAGCAGCAACAGGCCCCAAUUCCCCAUCCAGCGCCGCAGCAGGAGAACAGUCCCACGAGUCCGGCCAAGACAGAAGUGAGCACAGCCGAGCUGAUUAGCUUCGACUAGGUGACUAUCGCGGUGUUUUACCAAUAAAUUAUCAUACUAUUCGCUUGUCACGAUGGCAUUAGAGCCACACAAACUAAGAGAUUCUCCAUAUUUGCGUAUGAUUCACUGUGGAUGAUGCUAAAUAUUUGUCCAAUGUUCCAAUCCACUGAACGCGAUGUGGGUGAGAUUAAAGAAAAAUCACUUGUAUUUGAAUAUUAAAUGAAACAUAAAGGUAAAUUAAGUGCAUUCAUCCUGCACACGUGGCCGUGAAGAGGGAAGAGUGUGGCCACUUGUGUUUGCGCGUCGGUUAAAGCUGUGAACUUUUGCUCGUGGUAUUUGUUGAGUUGGAGGUUUUCACAGGGGAAAGUCACUAGCCGAUUUCUGAAGAAUCCUUAUGGUCUCAUUUAAAUAUUUGAAAAAUGAACAUUUUCACAAGUAAAAUGACAAAUAUUAAAUAUUUCGGCCACAAUUCAACAUGAAUUUAAAUAUCAAUAUAUUAUGGUGGCAAUUAGUUUUUUUCACGCUGAGAUAUCCAUUUUUAUUCAUGUAUGCCGUCUUAAUGACCAAAUAUCAGUCUCAUUAAAGUCUCCCAAUCUUUCAGCGAUAAGAUAAGUGAUAAUGACUAGAUAAGGGCUAAUAUCAGUGAAAAUUCGAAGACAUUGCACUUCUGCAGUGAAAAGAAACAUGGCGCAAUAAACUUAACGGUAGUGAAAAAUCGGUGGAAGAAAUGUUCUGCAUAGAAUCACACAAUUAUAUCAUAACAGCUAAGAUCAGGGAAAGCUGACAAAGGAAGGUUUUGAAAACGCCGAUAAAUCUGUGAAAACAAUCAAGUUUAAGUUUCUACGUGCCAAAAAUGGUCAGAAUUCAUACACAUCAAGUAUUGAGUGCUUUGUGUGUGAACAUAUGCUGAAAGUUACAAGGAAUAUUCAAAAUUAAAAUAAAAAUCACAAAUAUUAAAAAAAUUAUUGUAUUCAUAAAGUUAAUGGUUGGAAUUCACUAGUGACUUUCCCCUUGAGAUUUUCCGGAGAUGAAUUUGUAUGAGGAAUGAUUGUGGUUGCAAGCAAAGGGUUUGUUUUAGGAAUUCCCGCCAUUUCGCUAUAGGAAGUGGACUAAUCGGUCACUAAGGAGCACCGCAAUUAUAUCUAUUUUGCAUGUUAUUUCACGCAUUAAUGAGCGAGUGUAUUUUUCACAAUGUGAAUUGUAUGUAAUUUUCCAGGCGCAUCUCCGUCAUUAUUGCGGUAUCUUAACUGCGGUUAAUUGCAAUGCUUAACCAUGAAGACGAUUUUGGAGUGAUAACAGUCGAAUUCACACGGAAAACUUGUGUGAUUUGGUCGGAAAAUCUGUUGUGAAAGAAAAUCAGUCGAAAUGCGACAGUGUGGAAGGGGUAGAAAGUGGAGGAAAACAAACAGAUCAACAGAGUCUGACUAAGCAAAUAUUGACAAAUUAAAUGUAAUGCGGGAUUGAAUUAUUUAUUAUGUGAUAUUUGCUCUCGAAGUGAUUUUUUUUUGGUCUUCUUGUCUUGAUUCUUUGGUGCAGAAGAACACUUAGCAGAACACGGAAAUGCGGAGGUGCGGUUUUGAGGGUUAUUUCUGUAAAUUUGCCAAAGAGUGAAAUGAACCUUUGAGUGCCGAACUCGAGACGAAAUCUUCCUGGAAGACUCGUCUCAAGUGAGGAUAAAGUAACACAAUCAUAACAAAUCUGCAUUCUUGGUUGAUUGUUUUAGUUUGCUGAAUUAAUAGGGAAUACCAUAAAUUGAUUGAUUGUUUGAAAUGGAAAGUGUUUUCCCAACGCGUGGGAGAAUGAGAAGUUUUCCAGCGCU